GCAUUACAAAAAGAAAAAUUUAUGAUUGAAAGAUGAAAUAGAAAUGAUAAUUAAGAUGAGAGAGGUUAACAAAGGAGAGAGAUAACUUUCUCACUCGAUCCUUACCCAACAACAGUAACACUUGUGUUGUCCAAAAAAAAAAACAGUAACACUUUUCCUCAGAUAACUGACAAAUUUCCGAGUAAGAAAAGAAGAAAAUGCACCAAACCCUUACUUCAGGAUCCACACCUUGCAUUGCCAGUACCGCAAAUUCCAGUUAUCUGUGAAGUCAGUUUUUCGUUCACCUUUCACAGGAGGAUAUUGUUCUCAUUCGAGGAAAAUGAAGCGUGCUUUAAACAAGGUUAACCUUGGUGAUUCUCAUAUUAGUGAGAAUUCGGAAAGUCCAAAUUCUGGCAAUAAAAGAAUAAGGUUAGAAAGGCGAUUGAGGAGAUGGGAUGCCAGGAAUGAUAGUUUGCAGCACAAUCGUGUUGCCAGUGCUAAAAGGAAAACUGCUACUAAUCAUAGUGGUGGUUCAAAUAUUGGCGUCAACGUUAGCAAUAGCAAUGACAGUGAUGAAGUGGAUCCAGAUUACGCACUAUUCCUUAAUUCUGUGACGAUUGUUGAUGGCGAUGAGGAGUAUAUGCGUGUUAAGAAUACCACAAACACAUCCGUCAGGGAGGAUGGGAGAAAUUCUUCUAAAAUUGACAGUGCUAUUAAUCAUAGCGGUGGUUCAAAUAUUGGCAUCGGCGUUGGCAAUGGCAAUGACAGUGAUGAAGUCGAUCCAGAUUACGCACUAUUCCUUAAUUCUGUGACGAUUGUUGAUGGCGAUGACGAGUAUAUGCAUGUCAAGAAUACCACAAACACGUCCGUCGGGGAGGAUGGGAGAAGUUCUUCUAAAAUUGACAGUGCUAGUAAUCAUAGUGGUGGUUCAAAUGUCGGCUUUGGAAAUGACAAUGACAGUGAUGAAGUGGAUCCGGAUUACGCACUAUUCCUUAAUUCUGUGUGGAUUGUUGAUGGCGAUGAGGAGUAUAUGCGUGUUAAGAAUACCACAAACACGUCUGUCGGGGAGGAUAGGAGAAAUUCUUCUAAAAUUGACAGUGCUAGUAAUCGUAGUGGUAGUUCAAAUAUCGGCGUCGACAUUGGCAAUAGCAAUGACAGUGAUGAAGUGGAUCCAGAUUAUGCACUAUACCUUAAUUCUGUGACAAUUGUUGAUGGCGAUGACGAGUAUAUGCGUGUUAAGAAUACCACAAACACAUCCGUCUGGGAGGAUGGAAGAAAUUCUUCUAAAAUUGACAGUGCUAGUAAUCAUAGUGGUGGUUCAAAUAUCGGCGUCAGCGUCGGCAAUGGCAAUGACAGUGAUGAAGUGGGUCCGGAUUACACACUACCCCUUAAUUCUGUGUCGAUUGUUGAUGGCGAUGAGGAGUAUAUGCGUGUUAAGAAUACCACAAACACAUCCCAGGUGGAGAAUAGGAGUAAUUCUUCUGAUUCAGAUCUAAUUGUUUUGGAAUCUUAUCCAACUUGUGGAAACACCCCUUUCAUUCCUUCUAAAAUGUAUGAUUCAUCUUGGUUUGGCGAAGAAACGAACCCCAAAGACAACGUGCAAACACCUGCUUAUGAUGAUUCUCAUUUUAGGAGAAGACUUAUGGAACAUCUUGAGAGGCCUUAUGACCUUAAAGAGUAUAAGGACCUUAUAAACAGAUUAAUUAACAGAACUCAAAAAGAACACUCUGAAGGUGUCAUUACACCGUAUCAUGAGAUGUACCCUGAUAUAUCCAAAGCUAUUGCUAAGGUGUCCAAGGAAAGACCUAAAGUUUUGUUUCUCUUGCGUGGAUUUUUUUUCUGGUUGGAAAAUGUGUGCCACAUGGGAUCAUUUCAGCCUUGGGAUGACGAACCAUGUAUGGACUUAUUGCGAAAAAUGUAAAAUUGGAAUAUCUUGUAUCUAGGAUUAGGAAACAAUGCUAUUUGAAUUUGCUCAGGCAACAAUGUUUAUGUACAGUUAAACCAAUCACUUAACUAUGAUACAUUAUCUCUUGAAGGAAGAAAACCACAUAUUUUGUGUUUUCUC
Molecule: messenger RNA, 2044 nt
Organism: Trifolium pratense (red clover)
Lineage: Eukaryota; Viridiplantae; Streptophyta; Magnoliopsida; Fabales; Fabaceae
Product: dentin sialophosphoprotein-like
Exons: 5
Coding region: 320-1900 (526 amino acids)
Source: RefSeq, a predicted model, not a curated record